CGGACAACUACGACAAUAUUUAUUAAGGUAAUUUGGUAUAUAUUCCUAUAUUGCGUGACCAGUGUUGCCACACGCACUUAGUCUUGGUACUAUAUUCUCAGACAACCACAAGGAGACGUAUACGGUCGUUUGAUCUGACAGACAGACAGAAUCUUGUAUACCACCAUAAUAAAAAUAUAUAAAAUGGCUAGAACGUCUAGCAUACCCGCUACAAAACAACCUGACCACAAGGCCAGUAUGACACAUACGGAAGAGGUCCAGAGGAGACUGCAAGGCCUAACUGCGGCCAGCAAGUACUCGGAGGAUGAAAUAAAGGCGAUGGUCAGCCAGAUUAAAGAAGUCUCGCCAGAGCUCAAGGACGAUAUAAUCCUGCAAUGCCUGCACGAGAACGAAUACAAUGUACAAGACACCGCUAUUAGCAUCCUUGAUGGCACGGCCGCACCCGUAGAAGAAUCAUGGACAGAGACCAAGAAGAAGCCCAAGAAAAGUAAGAACACAGGACCACCGCAGCACAAGCAAAGAUAUCCCAGGGACAACAACUACCACCACAACAACGACCAACAAAACCGGGGGUCGACGGGUGGCGGUGAUCGGGGUCAUCGAGGGGCCAAUGGGUCGAACGCGCGCGGGGGCUACGCCAAUGGGCAGCCACGGUCACAUGCGAAUAAGGAGAACAGGAACACGAACGUGAAUGCAAGUGCGAGUGCGAGUGCAAACCACAGUAAGGCGGGUCAAGCACCCAAUAGGAGCACAGCGCAGAGUAACACGGCCCAGGACGACGGCCAGGGAUGGGGAGAGGCGGCCGUUGCAGCGGUGGAAGAAGGCGUGGAGAAGGUCACGACCGAAAUUAACAACCAAUGGGAAGCCGCCAGUUCCUGGGGAGAGCAAGUGGCCGGGUCGAUCACUGGCAGUGAGCCUAAGGGUGUACAGGAGGUGACGAGUGGUGUGGCUAAGACUAAUAUCAAGAGCCAAUGGGGUAGUAAGGAUAAGUCAAACAAUGCCAAUGGCACCGCAGCAAGCACGGCUGCGAGUAGCACUACAGCACCUGCCGCACCGGGUGCUGAGAAGGGCCACAGCAACAGCAACACAUACAACACCAACAACACUCGCAACAACAGCCGACAGAACAGCAACAAACAACAACCAGCCACCAAGCAGCAACAGCAAUCACAGUACACACAGAAAGAACCGGAAAAGCCCAAGGCACCCGCUCCCAAAACAUGGGCCAGCAUCCUCAUUCCCAAGCCUGAACCCACCCCCCCACCCCCUCCAGCACCUAAGCCAGUAGAGGCUCAGACGCCCCAAGAGUACCAACAAGCACAGGCCAAGACACCUAUUGCCGCACCUAGCAACAGUAGUAGUACUAGCACUGAACAGCCCACACAACCACACACCACAGCCGACACGGCCUCCACAUUCGCAGCGGAGGACAGCGAGGCACGGGAGGCGGAGAAGGCUGUCAAUGCCACCGCUGAACUGGCGCUCAAGGACGACACCCCCACAAGCACAGCCGUUGAGGAAGCAGCCGCACCUGCACCCUCACACACCACACCUCAGUCUGCGGACACACAGGCACAGACACCAGAGGUGCCCAGCACCCCUGCGGCGGUGGGUACGCAGAAGCCCGUCUCACAGAAGGUCAGCCCUCCCAGCGAGCCGGUUACCAUGCCAACGACUGCCAGCGCUGCGGUUGGGUCGGCUGGACUGGACUUGCAGUUCGGUAGUUUGGGCGGCAUGAACUUUGAUAGUAUCAUUGAUUCUAAUAAUAGCUCGCCAGCUGUUGCGGCAUCAUACAACAGUGGUAACAGCAACACCGCUGUAGGUGGUGUAUCGGACAAGACAACUACCAACUCGAUGGCACCUGGGGCCAACAGCGCACCUUCCGGCCCAACUUCCGUGGCCCCGGUUUCACAAACAGGACAGGAGACAGGUAGUGAGAGCACACCCAUUCAACAACAACAGGUCAAGCCUACACAGGCCGUGCAACAGCAGGAAAUCAAGACACAAGCAGCACCUCAACAACAACAGCAGCAGCAGACAAGUGCCCAGAACCAGUAUGGAGCCCAAAGUGGCAUGGCGAGUAUGAGUGCGACAAGCCUAACCGGUGCUAACAAUGCACAACAGACGCAGCAGAACGCGCACCACAACACGCAGCAACAUCAACAACAACAGCAGCAGCAGCAGCAGCAACACUCGCAAGCCGUGGCCCAGAACAGUGGCGGCGGCGGCGGUGGACGCCGAGGCAGGGGAGGUAUGAACAACAACAACAACAACAGCAAUAGCAGCCAACACCACCAGUACAGCCAGCAGAUGAUGCAGGCCCAGGGUGUGCACCCCCACCUGCAGGCCGUUCAGGGCGGACAGGCGUAUCAGCAGAGCCACAUGGACGCGUACGGUGCCGUGGACCCCUCAAGCAUUGCUCCAAUGGGAUACGGAUAUGCCCACGCCGGUACCAUGGCUCCCGGCUUUGGCAUGCACGGAUGGGGGUAUCAGUAUGACCAGGAUGUGCGCGGGGGCGCUAGCAUGGGCGGUAUGGGAUACUAUGACCCGAAUGCAGCGCCGUAUGCACCUCAGCCUCAAUCGCGCGGCGGUAGCAACGGGCGCGAGCACCAGUCGCGUCACUCACAAAGUGGGGCAGACAAGUACAACGGUGUGAAUGCCAACAGUAUGGAUGGAGGCCUGGCCCAAGGCAACCCUGCGCACACAAGCGCCAAUGCGGCCGGCGUGCCGCCGCAAGCACAGCACUUUGGCAUGUACGGUAAUCCGUAUGCGGCGCACAAUGUGUACGGGCAGUACUAUAUGGGCACACCCAACCCGUACCAACCCACCUACACCGCACAACCGAAGUUCAAUCUCGGGUACCAGGUGUACAACCAGGGCCAGCAACAGCAGCCCCAGCCGCAGCAGCCGCAGCAACAGCAGCAACAAGCACCGCAGCAGCAACAAGCACCGCAGCAGCAGCAGCAGCAGCAGCAGCAGAUGAAUGCGAAGCAGGGUGGGUUACAGCAACAAGCGGGUCUAUCGGGCUACAACAUGUACAGCCAGCAAGGCGCCCCUGGUAUGGGCAGUGCUGGUGUGGGUGCGGGUGGUAUCCCACAGAAUUCUGCGGGCGUGGGCGGAGUUGGUACUAAUGGAGCCGGAAGUGUGGGCAAGCAGAACCUUAAUAACAGUUCGGUAUCUUCGGCUUCGCCUGCGCAGAUGGCGGGGGGCAUGCCGGGUGUAGGAGGGGUCUCCGGUGGGGUUGUCAACCCGUACCAACAGUACGAGCCGCAGCAGCAGCAACAGGCACGUGGCAGUGGAGCUAAUAAUAGCAACCAAUCAGGUGUCAACGGCAGCACUGCGCCUGGAUCGGUGGGCAGUUACGGCGGCGCCGGUCGCGGUAGCACCGGCAAGAGUUCGUCUGGAAGCGUAGACCCGUAUAAAAGCCAGGGCUACGACGAGAGCAAGAACGUAGCGCAAGCACAACAACCCUACGACGCAAGCGGUGCCAACGGCGCAUACUACAGCAAUAUGAACCGAAUGAACAACAGUGUCAAUGUCAACUCUGUCAGUAAGCAAAACUCAUCGGGCAUGUCGAACAAUCCUUAUGGCAACAGCUCAUACCUACAGCAGCAGGCGUACGAACAACAACAGCAGCAGCAGCAGCAGCAGCAACACACCAGCAACGACCGUGCCGGCGCCUAUUGGCCCCAGCAGUAAUUACGCUACUGUACUUAUAAGUGUGUGUAUACACUGUAGGUAGUCACGACAGGUAGAUGGGUAUGGGAACGGAUUAGUUCUCACCGCUGUCACCGUCGGAGACACAUGCUUAUUGCUGGGUUCUGAUUGAGGGGUAGUUAAUGAUGGGUGGGUGUAUUGUCUUGUAUUGGGAGCUGUGGUGCCUUUUAGGCGCUGGGAUGGGAAGUGUGGAGCGCGGGUCAGAGCAGUAGAGCUGAUUUGCAGGAAACACAUGAACAACGGAAGGACGGAACAACAACGCGUGCAUCUAGUGAGGUGCAUGCUAUAUAUGAUAUAGAGUAUUUAUAACGGGGAAGCUUUAAUUUAUUAUCCUCAUGGCCACUCUGGUAGCUACAAACGGCCCAGAGGUGUGCCCAAGCAAUUGACUAUGCCAUUGUGGCGUAGAUCAGCUGGGUGGAGUUGUAAGCGCUGGGGCUUCGAAGCUGGGUGGUGAUGGUGUGCGAGAUCAGAAUUACCUUAUUUGGGAGAACCAGGGACUUAGCCAGUGCGAGUGGCUUUAAGAACACAGCGCAGACAAAUGUCCACACACAAAUGCGAUGUACGAGCACGUGCACGUGUACUGUACGGUGACAUGCGACUACAUGCACGGGCGUAUAUGGGAACGUACACGCUUGUACAUGCUACAGACCAGCGGAAGGUUGUGUGCAAACGAGAAUGUAUAUGUAUAUAUUUAUAUUUUGGUAUUUAUUUAAUAAUGAAAAUAGAACGAACGGCGGGGAGGAGACAGCAUCCGAGCGGGGAAGGGCGCAACAACACUAUAUGUAUCGGACGAUCUAUUCAAGCGUCAGUAUUACACCCUAUAAAGAAACAGGUCAAAUCAGUA
Messenger RNA from Sphaeroforma arctica JP610, 4561 nucleotides. RefSeq lists its product as hypothetical. Gene Ontology annotation, molecular function: ubiquitin binding. Gene Ontology annotation, cellular component: cytoplasm; nucleus. The record is from RefSeq and is a predicted model, not a curated record. The transcript has 4 exons. Bases 184 to 3699 code for a protein of 1171 amino acids. NCBI's taxonomy places the organism in Eukaryota, Ichthyosporea, Ichthyophonida.